AUGGAGGAGUCAUCGCCAUCAUCAUCAUCAUCAGCAACAAUGUUAAAAUUGACUGCAUCCAAUUACUCCAUUUGGAAGCCAAGAAUGGAGGACAUCCUUUACUGCAAGGAUUUGUAUGAGUCCCUUCAAUUGUUGGGACAAAAACCAGAAGGGAAGUUAGACGAUGCAUGGAGCAUCCUGAAUAGAAAAGCUAUCGGACAAAUCCGACAGGUGGAUCAAAGUGUGUUCCACCAUGUGGCAUAA
Messenger RNA from Prunus armeniaca (apricot), 243 nucleotides. The record is from the annotation of a GenBank genome assembly. Lineage: Eukaryota; Viridiplantae; Streptophyta; Magnoliopsida; Rosales; Rosaceae.